UUGAUAGUCGUAUUAAGGCCGGCUCUCAUUUUCGUCAUCCUGAUUAUUAAACCUGAAGCUGAUGCCACCGCCAGCCUGGUUAUGCCAACUAUUUCCCUCUGAACUCUAAUAGAUUCCUUGCCGGCUCCGCCUCCUUGUCGAUCCAUCGCAAAUCGAGUUCUGUUACCAGAUUUGAUAGGUAAGGAAGUACCCGCCGCAGCGAAGUUGUUGAUGAUUUGAUGUGGUAGGCAACACCUACAGAGUCUCCCGCGUACUGGUCGUUUCUCCAGAUAAUAACGUGCCCAAAAUCAUCUUAUCGUUAUAUGCAAUAGUUUGUAGAUCUUAUUAGAAUCGCAAUUGAAUCCUCAGGGCCUAGCUGGGAUUGGGAAGAUGACGAGUAUACUUGCCUUUGCCUGAGAGCUAUUAGGGCCUUACCAAGGGAGGGGGUUUAAUGUUGUAAUAGAAGGAACAAGAUUGCUGCCAUUGGGAAGGCGCAAGAUAGUAAUACUGGUUGAGAUUGAAGAAAAUUUAAGGUGCCAUCUUGAUUCAAAUGGUGAAAAAGCUAUAAUCAGUGAUUGUUAAUGAAAUUAAACAACUCUCAAGCAGGAGCAAAAAAGCGAGUUCAUCUUCAACCGUCUGUUCUCUUUAUGUUUGUGAUGAAGCAAUACCGCUGUAUCCACUCAGCAAUCUGUAUAUGCACUAAACGCCAUCUAAGUGAGGAUGCAAUAUUCCUUGUAUUUCAACACCUCAACUGGAAUCCUAGAUUAAUUGCAGCAAUUUCUUGUGUGUGCAAAUGGUUUGAUGAUAUUGCCAAACGAGUUCUAUGGAAGGAAUUCUGCCGAACCCGAGCUCCAAAGAUGAUGUUAGAUCUGCAAUCUAGUGGUAGUCAUAGCGUCUAUGGGAACUGGAAGGCGCUUGCUAAACUUCUAACAUAUUGUUCAGGAUGCAGCAAAAGAGGUCUGUUUAAUAGCACGUAUAUCCCAAGUCACUUUGUCCAUCAAACACGAUUUUCAAGGACAUCAGGCAAAAGCUUUCUAAUUCCACAGUGUAGAACAGAUGUCCUGUAUGUGUCAGACCCCUGCGAGCAUCUUGAUCAGGGCGAAGAUCGUGAUGUGGGCUUUUUUCGUGGUGUCUUCAAGUCAUUUUCUGUCUCAAAAGUCCGGAAAAUGUUGAUUGAUAGGGGAGCUAAACUUCAUCCAAUGGAGGUUUGUCCAUACUGUAAAGCAAAGAUGUGGAGCAUGCUACAGGCAAAGAUGGUACCAAAGAGUGCGGGCAGCAGAUUGGGUUCUUAUGAUGACUGCAUAGAGUAUUAUGUAUGCUUGAAUGGGCAUUUACUUGGCAUGUGCACUCUAUUACCCCUAUCUGAUUCUGAAGAGACAUCUGAAGUAGAGUGAUAUUUGGAAAUCCUUCUGAGUUGAUUAGCAUAAGAAACAUAUUCUUCCACUGGAUUUAUCAACAGCUUCUGCAAGCACAAGUUAUUUAUUCCAUGAUUGCUUGAGAAAAAGCCAACCCAACCCCCCUCGUGCGAUUGAAGGUGAUUUCUUGUGCUCAUUUUUUGGCUCAGAUAUUUGGAAGUUUAGUGUAAAUUUAGUGGAAUGGGAAAGUUUGGGGGAAUGGAGGAAAAGCUUGAGCAAAUUCCCAUGGUUCUAUAAACUUGGGUGUAUCCGUGAACCCAUUCCAUCAACAUUAGCGGGUUUUAAGUUGUUGCGUCCACAGAGCCUUACUAGCAACCAUGAGUUGCCUUCUUUUAGGUGCCCAAGCAGAUCAGGAUGAAAGUGCAUGUAGAAGAGUGCUUUCAAAGUUGAUGUCAAUUUGUUUGUUUUCAGGUUGCAGGACAUUAUUAGUUUUGUGAUUGUAGUUGGGGUGUUGCAAAUUUUGAUGAUAUAACGAAUCAUUCACACAACCCAUCUGAUCGUGAAAGCAAUAUUCCAUGUAUUAAUCUCAUUGUUGCAGAUCUGAUGGUUUCCAAAUUUAUGAUUCAGCUUUGUAAAGAUAAUAGCGAGCUUCAAGUGAUCUAGUAUGUCACCAAUGCAUUGAAAUAACGUCCUUAACUAUUAUUUCAUGAUAAUGUGGUAACUGACAGAUUAUCGCCA
Messenger RNA from Dendrobium catenatum, 2072 nucleotides. RefSeq names its product EID1-like F-box protein 2. The coding region runs from base 561 to 1373 and encodes 270 amino acids. Gene Ontology annotation, molecular function: protein binding. NCBI's taxonomy places the organism in Eukaryota, Viridiplantae, Streptophyta, Magnoliopsida, Asparagales, Orchidaceae. The transcript is spliced from 5 exons. The record is from RefSeq and is a predicted model, not a curated record.